CUUAGUGAAUGAUAUUAGUAGAGAAUCAUAUCCCCAACACCGUUAUCUCUCCGUCAUCUCAUCGUUUGUUUUUAUUACAAACAAACCCCCUCGGGAUCACGUAGGUCCCACUAUUUUUCCUCUUAACUAAAAGGGUAAUACCGUCAUUUACCACACCUCUCGCCGUCACUAACACGGAGAGAGAAAGAAUCAGACAGCUCAUCCCAAGCACACACACUCAUAUCAGAAAAUACACAGACACAACACAACACUGAGAGAGAGCUUUUCUUUUAAAUUCCUUCAAUUUUUUUUUGUUGUUGUAAAGAAUAAUAAUUUAUUCGAUUGAAUUUGUUUAUUCGUGUCUUUGUUUUUACUCAAUCCCCUGUUUCCGGUUCUGUUCGAUUCUUCUCUGUCUCUGUUUUGUUUUUCGUCAUUUUGCCUAAAGCCACAUGCAACAGUGAUUAACUGAAUUUUUAUUAUCCAUAUCCAUUUUGAUUCGCCGGAAAGUUUAUUCUUUUCCGGCGACAAAUGCGAAAGAUUCGAAAACCCAUUUUAACCAAAUCAAUUCUAUGACGAUGUCUAUAUUCAAUCCUGAUUCAAUCAACAACGAGCUAUCGAAACCAACAUCGAUCUUUGGUCUAAAGCUUUGGGUCGUCAUCGGAAUUUUACUAGGAUCUCUUAUAGUCAUCGCUCUCUUCUUUCUCUCCCUCUGUUUAACCUCUCGCCGGAGAAACCGUAAGCCACGUCACGCCGAUUUCGCAUCCGCAGCCGUAGCAACGCCGCCGAUUUCAAAGGAGAUUCAGGAGAUCGUUAGACCUCCUGCGCAAGACCAUUGCCAUCCGACGCAGCCCGUUGCGGCGGAGAUUCAAGUGGAUAUAGGGAAGACCGAGCACCGUGUUGUGUUCUCGGAUCGAGUCUCGAGUGGUGAAAGCAGAGGAACGGUUAGUGAAACGGCGUCGUAUUCAGGGAGUGGUUGUGUUGGACCUGAGGUUUCGCAUCUUGGUUGGGGAAGAUGGUAUACUCUUAGAGAGCUUGAAGCAGCUACUAAUGGAUUGUGUGAAGAGAAUGUGAUCGGAGAAGGAGGUUAUGGGAUUGUUUAUAGUGGGAUUUUAACUGAUGGAACUAAAGUCGCUGUCAAGAAUCUGCUUAACAACAGGGGUCAAGCUGAGAAGGAGUUUAGAGUGGAAGUGGAAGCUAUCGGGCGUGUAAGGCAUAAGAAUCUCGUUAGGCUAUUAGGAUACUGCGUCGAAGGAGCAUACAGGAUGCUCGUGUAUGACUACGUCGAUAAUGGCAACUUGGAGCAAUGGAUUCAUGGGGAUGUUGGUGAUAAAAGUCCGUUGACUUGGGAUAUUCGUAUGAACAUAAUACUUUGCAUGGCGAAAGGAUUGGCCUAUCUGCAUGAGGGUCUUGAACCGAAAGUCGUUCAUCGGGACAUAAAAUCUAGUAAUAUUUUGCUUGAUCGUCAAUGGAAUGCUAAGGUAUCAGAUUUUGGACUUGCUAAGCUCUUGUUCUCCGAGAGCAGCUACGUGACAACCCGAGUAAUGGGAACUUUUGGAUAUGUUGCGCCUGAGUAUGCUUGCACCGGAAUGUUGACAGAAAAGAGUGAUAUCUAUAGUUUUGGGAUAUUAAUCAUGGAGAUAAUCACCGGAAGAAAUCCUGUCGAUUAUAGUCGACCUCAAGGAGAGGUGAAUUUGGUUGAGUGGCUGAAAACAAUGGUUGGAAACCGAAGGUCUGAGGAAGUAGUCGAUCCAAAAAUACCCGAACCGCCCACUUCAAAAGCUCUUAAACGCGUGUUGCUCGUCGCGCUGCGUUGUGUGGAUCCGGACGCGAAUAAGAGACCUAAAAUGGGUCAUAUUAUACACAUGCUUGAAGCUGAAGACUUGUUCUAUCGUGACGAACGACGAGCCACGAGGGAGCAUGCAAGCCGCGAUUUUAACCAGCCACGGACUGAAAUUUCACCGGCUGUGGCUGAGACGAGCGAAAGUGACAGUUCAAAAGACCGAAGAUAAAGGAUGUAUGAAGAGACGACUCACUGAUUAUGUUCCGACCAUUAGUUUUUUCAAUUUUUUUCUUGUUUAGAUCGAUUUUUAAAAUUAUUAUAUGUGACAUGAUUAUUAUUUUAUAACUUUUUUGUUAGGCUUAUCCCUCUCGUGUAGUUAAUAAUUUCCUCUAUGUAUAUACAUUCGGUUAAACGCACUGACCCAAAGAAAAACGCAAUGAAAGAAAGAAACAAAGCUAGCUUUAAUAAUGUUGUUAAAG
Arabidopsis thaliana (thale cress) is the source of this 2238-nucleotide messenger RNA. Its product is annotated as Protein kinase superfamily protein. Lineage: Eukaryota; Viridiplantae; Streptophyta; Magnoliopsida; Brassicales; Brassicaceae. Gene Ontology annotation, cellular component: membrane. The coding region runs from base 549 to 1988 and encodes 479 amino acids. The transcript is spliced from 7 exons. The record is from RefSeq and is marked reviewed. Gene Ontology annotation, molecular function: nucleotide binding; protein kinase activity; ATP binding.